Messenger RNA from Quercus robur (English oak), 846 nucleotides. Its product is annotated as CASP-like protein 1B2. The record is from RefSeq and is a predicted model, not a curated record. NCBI's taxonomy places the organism in Eukaryota, Viridiplantae, Streptophyta, Magnoliopsida, Fagales, Fagaceae. The coding region runs from base 67 to 657 and encodes 196 amino acids. The transcript is spliced from 3 exons.
GUUACAAACUCAGUUAUCUCUCUCUCUCACACACAAACACAAACAAACACAAAGAUACAAAGCAUAAUGGCACUAGAAACUGAACGUAAAACAGAGGCUAUCUUCAUCUCUAGUCCUGCACAGAAACAAAAGGAUAGGAUCCUUUUGUUGCUGAGAUUGGUUGCAUUUUUUGCCACAGCAUCAGCAACUAUUGUGAUGGCACUUAACAAACAGACCAAUACCUUGGUGGUCGCCACCAUCGGCAACAACCCAAUAAAAGCUUCUCUUACUGCCAAGUUUCAACACACCCCAGCAUUUGUGUUCUUUGUGGUAGCCAACAGUAUGGCCAGUUUCCAUAAUUUGUUGAUAUUAGUGGUGGAAAUUGUUGGGCACAAGAUUGACUACAAGGGUUUGCGCCUUGCCAUCAUCGCCAUUUUGGACAUGUUGAUUGUGGUUCUGGCAGCAGCUGGGGAUGGAGCAGCAGUGUUCAUGGCAGAGCUAGGGAAGAAUGGUAAUUCACAUGCAAGGUGGAACAAAAUCUGUGACAAGUUCCAAACCUUUUGUGACCAUGGCAGUGGAGCUCUCAUUGCUUCCUUCGUUGGCCUCAUUCUUCUCUUGAUCAUCAAUAUCAUCUCUAUUGCCAAAUUGUUCAACCCAAAAUCCUACAAUACCAUUUAAUUUAUGUAAAUGUAGUUGUGGUGGAUCCAAUUCCAUUCUCAGUCUCACUUGUGUAUUUGCUAGCCUUUUGAGCUUUGUUCCACACUACUUGUGUUUGCUCAAUUCUUAAGUGUAAUUGUCUCUGUGAUUAAUGCCUAUGUAACCAUGGUUGUUAAUUCUCUCCAAAUUCAAAAACCUACAUUUGUAUGA